AUGAAAAAUAACGAGAGUCUUUCAAGCUAUGCUGUAGAAAAAAGGAUUGGAGAAGGAGCCUUUGCUGUAGUUUUUGUAGCAACGGUUUAGGAGUCUGGUGAAAGAGUUGCAAUUAAAAAGGCACCCCUUGACAAGAAAUAUAAAAAUAGAGAACUUGCAAACUUGAAGUUGCUUGGAGAUCACCCAAAUAUUAUACCUCUCAAAGACGCCUUUUAUGUAGUUGGUUAAAAUGAGGAAGUUUUUAUAAAUUUCGUUAUGGAGUUCAUUCCUGAGAAUUUAUCAGAUUAUAUCAAGAAUUUGAAGAAACAAAAGAAACAAUUAGCAUAAAUUGAAUUAUAAUGCAUAACUUAUUAGUUACUUCGAGGAUUAGCAUUUAUUCAUGGAAAAGGAAUGGCUCAUCGGGAUAUUAAACCAUAGAAUAUUCUCAUAGAUAGAAUGACAGUUAAAUAUUGCGAUUUCGGUUCAUCCAAGAUCAUUUCAGGAGGAUAAAUUAACACUUCUUAUUUAUGUUCCAGAAAUUAUCGCGCUCCUGAACUCAUAUUUGGAGCCACUGAUUAUUCAACAAACAUUGAUAUAUGGUCUUUGGGUUGUGUUUUCGCUGAGCUUAUUCUCCUGGAGCCACUGUUUCCAGGAGAAAGUUCAGUAGAUCAAUUAGUUGAGAUAAUGAAGGUUUUGGGGACACCUACAGCAGCUGAUAUUGCUGAAUUCAAUGUCUCUAAUACAGAUUUUAAAUUCCCUUAAGUUAAAGGACAUCCGUGGUCAAAAGUUUUUCUUAAAUAUAAGCCGGACCCAUAAUUUGUUGAUUUGAUUAAAAAGAUGAUUACAUAUUAACCGUAGUAAAGAAUUAAACCAUUUAUGGCUUUAAUGCAUCCAUUUUUUAAUGAUUUGAGGGAAAUAAAAAAUGAGGAAGUGCCAAAUCUACUGUGGUAGUUUACACCAGAAGAAGAGAAUAUCUUUGGAAGAUAACCAUUAAAAAAUUUGAUGCCAUCAUGGAUGCAGGGAUAAAAGUGA
This is a messenger RNA of Paramecium tetraurelia, 1011 nucleotides long. RefSeq lists its product as uncharacterized. Gene Ontology annotation, molecular function: ATP binding; protein serine/threonine kinase activity. Gene Ontology annotation, biological process: signal transduction; protein phosphorylation. The record is from RefSeq and is a predicted model, not a curated record. NCBI's taxonomy places the organism in Eukaryota, Ciliophora, Oligohymenophorea, Peniculida, Parameciidae. The transcript is spliced from 4 exons. Gene Ontology annotation, cellular component: cytoplasm.